CAGCCACUGAAGAUAGCUACUCGUUCGACCGUAUCGGUGGUGUUUUAGUAUCAUUUAUACUGUUUUUAACAGUGUCAUUCAUAUAUAUUUAUACUAUAUCACGUGUCGUGAUUGUUUUGUCGCAUUUAUCCUAUUGAGGGAUCAACUCUGCCUUUUAAUAACUCAAACAUCCGUGUUACGCUAGCGAUAGUCGUCCUGUUCUUUUUGCUAUCAUCACAAGCUAACAUCAAUUAUAUCGUUGCAGUCAACGUCUAACAACGUGCCAACUAAACGUGUAUAUAUUUUUUACAUUAUUAGACUGCAAUUACCUCGUAAACAACCUGCCUGUCUAGAGCAAAUAUGGAUCAAAUUGAAGUGGCCAAAGGAGUAAAGAGUCCUUGGGGGGCUGCGAGGCCAGUGCCAGCCCCCUGCUCUCUGGCUGACGUUAUGAGUGAGCAACUGGCCAAGCAACUGGAUGAGGAAAAUACUUUCCCAACUUGUCCAGAGGUGGACGCGGAGCUGCUGGCGUCUCCAGAGGGUGACACAGACAGCGACUUGAUGCUGGCUCAGAUGCUGCAGAUGCAGUUUGACAGGGAGUUUGACUCACAGCUGCGCAGAGAAGAGAAGAAGUUCAAUGGCGACAGCAAAGUGUCCAUAUCAUUUGAAAACUACCGUAUGGUUCACCCCUAUGAGGAAAGUGACAGCUCUGAGGACGAGGUGGACUGGCAGGACACUUGCAAUGAUCCCUAUCGCGCUGACAAGCCAACUACCACUCCACGAAAAGGUUUCACUGGCAAGGGCAAGAACAUCACCACCAAGCACGAUGAGGUGGUUUGCGGAAGGAAGAACACGGCACGCAUGGAACAUUUUGCCCCAGAGGUGCAGGUGGGAGACGGUCUCGGCAUGGACCUGAAGCUGUCCAACCAGGUGUACAACGCCCUGAAGCAGCACUGCUACAGUGAGCAGCGCCGCAGCGCCCGGCUGCAUGAGAAGAAGGAACACUCUACUGCCGAGCAAGCAGUAGAUCCGAAGACCAGGCUGCUUAUGUACAAGAUGGUGAAUGCUGGUAUCCUGGACAACAUCAAUGGCUGCAUCAGCACAGGGAAGGAGUCUGUGGUGUUCCAUGCUGAUGGUGGAAGCAUGGAGGAGAAAGAAGUUCCAAAGGAAUGCGUGCUGAAGGUUUUCAAGACCACACUCAAUGAGUUCAAGAACCGCGAUAAGUACAUCAAGGAUGACUACCGCUUCAAGGACCGCUUCAGCAAACUGAACCCCCGCAAGGUCAUCCGCCUGUGGGCAGAAAAAGAGAUGCACAACUUGGCCAGAAUGAAGAAGGCGGGCAUCCUGUGCCCUGAGGUGGUGAUCCUGAGAAAACACAUCCUGGUGAUGUCCUUCAUCGGCCAGGAGCACGUUCCCGCUCCCAAGCUCAAGGAUGCCAUGCUCAGCAGUGACGACAUGAGGCUGGCCUACUACCAAGUCCUGGAUAUGAUGCAGCAGCUGUAUCGUGAAUGCAAACUCAUCCACGCUGAUCUGAGUGAAUACAACAUGCUCUGGCAUGAUCGAAAGGUGUGGCUGAUAGAUGUGAGCCAGUCUGUGGAGCCCACUCAUCCCCACGGGCUGGAGUUCCUCUUCCGAGACUGCAGGAACGUCUCCACUUUCUUUGAGAAGGCUGGUGUGGCGGAUGUCAUGAACGUCUAUGAGCUCUUCAAUGCCGUGUCUGGACUCGAGAUCAGUGGGGACAAUGAAGCCGACUUCUUGGCUCAGAUCGAAUCCUUGGAGAAGAUGAACGAGGACCACGUGCAGAAGCGCAGUAAGAAAACCUUCCCGACGAGUGACGAAGGGCCUCCCCUGUUACAGAGGGACUACGAGGACAUCUAGCCACAGGUCCCGUCUUUGGUACCCGGGUGGCGAAACAGUGACGCCAUGUUGUUGUCACUUAUGUUGAAAUGAGUCAAUAAGCAGGCCGCUUAUGAGUGAGUGGCCUUCACCCUCUCCUGCAUCGCCAGACGGCUGCGGCUGCUGCCUCUGGACUCGGUUGGGGUGGGGAAAAGUCAUCAUCGUAACAGCAGUCAUACAAACAAUAAUGUAUGCACAUUAAUCCGACCGAUGGUGGAUUGAUGGGUGCACAUAAUUUGUUUGUAAUUCCGCAAUUCCAUUGUUGCUGCUGCAUCACGUGGGUUGGGUGAAACCAAUAAUGAUGGCUUUAUUGUUAUGGUGUGGAUUUAGAAUACAAUGAUAUAACCAAUUAUGUAAUUGUUAGGCAUCAUAGAGUGGCAGUCAAAAUCCAAACUUUCAAUAAGUUGGCUUAGCCGCAGCUAAUACCAUUUCCUGCCCCCUAUUGCUAUUGUUAAUGCACAGUCUUGGUAGAGCAUAGCUGGGAUAGCUUUGGAUUUCAUCAAGGUGACUGAAAUGUCAUACUCACCCAGUCAUGAUUUGUUGUUUUUUCUGUAUCAAUGUGGUGUGUGGGGAAAUAACCAUUGCAACGGCUUUUACUACUGGUGGGCCAAACGCUUGCAUCUGCAUGUGUGCAGUCUGAUGAUCUGUCAACUCUGAGACUAAAGAAAUCAAUAAAUUCCUAAAUGUUUA
This is a messenger RNA of Engraulis encrasicolus (European anchovy), 2562 nucleotides long. It is a transcript of the gene riok3, whose product is annotated as RIO kinase 3 (yeast). The transcript has 13 exons. Lineage: Eukaryota; Metazoa; Chordata; Actinopteri; Clupeiformes; Engraulidae. The coding region runs from base 340 to 1854 and encodes 504 amino acids. The record is from RefSeq and is a predicted model, not a curated record. Gene Ontology annotation, biological process: protein phosphorylation. Gene Ontology annotation, molecular function: protein serine/threonine kinase activity; ATP binding.